AAAAAGCAGUAAAAAAGAAGAGGGGCGUCUCUCCCUCUCUCCCUCUCUCCCUCUUUUUCCUCGAAGCGCAAUUUUCUUUUCUUUUCCUCCCUUUCCUUUUCCUUUUCCUUUUCUUUUUCGCUGCUCUCUUCUGCAGCAGCAACCGGAAAACAUCGCCAUAAAACGAAGUGCAAAAGCUCUCGCCCUGCCUCAUUUCCCAUCUCUCCCUCCUCCCCCUCUCCCUCUUUUUCUCUCUCUCUAUCUCGAACCCUGACGCAGCAACUUCGACUUUGAGAAUCCACUCUUUCAUCUUCACCCGCCAUGGAAGCUCUGAACCUGCUCUGGUUCCGGAGGCCUAUCGCCAGCACCACCAUAGCCCCCCAAAUGCCUGGCCUCCUCGCGGAAGCUGACGAUGGACUCCACAAAGUAGCAGCGGAGGAAGGAGGAGAAGAGGAAGAAGAUUCGUUCUUCGAGUUGGAGCUCACUGUUCCUGAUUGCGACGUUCGCGAAUGCAGUACCAGCCACGGCAACAAAAAGGUCAAAGAUGGCGACUUCGUCCCAGUUGACUCCGACAUAGAAAAACAGGGCUCCCCAAAUUCUGCGACCGCGAAGGGCAGCCGGAACCAUCGUCUCUCUCACCAGUCGUCGCUCUCGCUGCGGAAGAUCCUCCCGAUCGACCCGUGCUCCCGGCCUCAGUCCCCGAUCUCGCUGCUGAAGUCGGCACCCAAGUUUCGGGUCUUCAUGUUCCGGAAGUCUAAGUCGGUGUCGGCGUCGUCGGUCGAGGCGGAGAAGACGGGAGACGACGGAGAGCCGAGAAGCAGACGAGGCGGUCCGUUCACUUUGAAGUUCAAGGUGCGAGAGGUCCCCCGACCCGACUUCGGGAGAGCCAACAGCUCGAGAAGAUCCGAGGCGGGAUCCCCGAGCCAGAGCCCCGAGAGCUUCAUCGACUCGAGCUCGAAGCGGUUCUCCAAGGACAUGAUCCGGAAGUACUUGAAGCUCGUGAAGCCCCUGUACGUCAUGGUCUCCCGAAAGCAAACCGACGCCGCGAGGUUCUCCGGCGAGUUGUCCACGACGUCAUCUCCGGCGAUGCCGCCGCGGGCUCCGUCCAAGAUGCAUGCGCUGCUCAAGUCGCCGUCCGUAUUCCCGACGGCUCCGAGGCGGCUCGGGAAGAGCAGGUCCUCGUCCGCGUCGGGCGGGCUCUCGUCGCCGGCGAGGAGGGACGAUUCGCUGUUGCAGCAGCACGACGGGAUCCAGAGCGCUAUUCUGCAUUGCAAGAGAUCCUACAACUCCUCCAGCGAUUGUUCUUCAUCACCGCGAUCUGCAAGCGGUCAGCGGGAGAUGUCCUUUGAAUCGGGAAGAAGUUCCAGCGAGGAAGCGCGUGAUUGUAAAUUGUAACGAGAUUCCGCCAGCAUUUGGAGCUAUAAUUUUUCAAAGGAAGAUAGAAAAGGGUUCCUGUUUUUGUGUAGUCGGUCAAACGUUACAGAAGCGUGCGUGGGUGAGUUUGGUUUUCGUUUUUUUAUUUUUUAUUUUUAUAUUUUUGCUUUGCUUUUUUGGGUGUAGAGAAAAAGAAGUAAAUUCGAAGUAGGGUUAGGUUAGUUUGCAGACUUUGGGAGGAUAUGAAAAAAUAGGGAGAUGGUGGCCUGAAGAAGGUGUCCGUGAAGUGAUGGGUCAUUACGAGACAUCAGGAAGACACGAUUUUAAUGUUUCGGGGUUGAUCUGCAAAUUUUUUUUUCUUUCGGUACGACAGGGUUCGAAAUGUCGAGAGAAUCGCGUGGUGUCGUCACUUCGACUGAUUGGACCUCACGUGACUCUUUGCCAAAAUGC
Messenger RNA from Eucalyptus grandis, 1803 nucleotides. Its product is annotated as probable membrane-associated kinase regulator 5. The coding region runs from base 301 to 1374 and encodes 357 amino acids. NCBI's taxonomy places the organism in Eukaryota, Viridiplantae, Streptophyta, Magnoliopsida, Myrtales, Myrtaceae. Gene Ontology annotation, cellular component: plasma membrane. The transcript is spliced from 2 exons. The record is from RefSeq and is a predicted model, not a curated record.